Messenger RNA from Perognathus longimembris pacificus (Pacific pocket mouse), 2783 nucleotides. It is a transcript of the gene Dact1, whose product is annotated as dishevelled binding antagonist of beta catenin 1. Gene Ontology annotation, cellular component: cytoplasm. Bases 314 to 2761 code for a protein of 815 amino acids. The record is from RefSeq and is a predicted model, not a curated record. Gene Ontology annotation, biological process: negative regulation of canonical Wnt signaling pathway; negative regulation of JNK cascade; regulation of Wnt signaling pathway, planar cell polarity pathway. Lineage: Eukaryota; Metazoa; Chordata; Mammalia; Rodentia; Heteromyidae. The transcript is spliced from 4 exons.
GGGCCGGCGUGGGGAGGCGGCCGCCGGGCAGAGCGGUCGGGCCACCACGCAAGGAGGAGCUUGGGGCAGGCGGUUAUCAACUACGGGGCCACAGCUCUGGACGCGUGGCGACGGCAGACGGCGCGGCCCGGUCCCGGAGCCCUCCCGCCGGCUGCAGCACGCGGGAUCCGGGAGCUCCCCGCCUGGGCCCUCAGUCGCGGUGCGGGACUCCGCCUCGGGGCGGCAUGAGCUGGCGGCCGCAGCCCUAGCGCGUCGCACCUCUGUCCCGGCAGUUCCGCCGCACUGACCGGCGGUUGCUGGCGGGUUGGGGGCAAUGAAGCCGAGUCCGGGCAGCACGGCGAGGGAGCUGGAGCCAGCCGCACCGGCUCGGGGCGAGCAGCGUGCGGCGGAGCCCGAGGGGCGCUGGCGGGAGAAGGGCGAGGCGGAGUCGGAGCGCCAGCGCACUCGGGAGCGGCUGGAGGCCACGCUGGCCGGGCUGGCGGAGUUGGAGUACCUGCGCCAGCGCCAGGAGCUGCUGGUUCGGGGCGCCCUGCGCUGCUCAGGGGGCGCGACGCGGGGCGCGGGCGAGCUUCCGGGGGACGCGGUGCAGCGCAGCCGCCUGGAGGAGAAGUUCUUGGAGGAGAACAUCUUGCUGCUUCGGAAGCAAUUGAAUUGUUUGAGAAGAAGAGAUGCUGGUUUGUUGAAUCAGUUGCAAGAACUUGACAAGCAAAUAAGUGACCUGAGACUGGAUGUAGAAAAGACCUCUGAAGAGCACCUGGAGACAGACAGCCGGCCUAGCUCAGGGUUUUAUGAGCUGAGUGAUGGAGCUUCAGGAUCCCUUUCUAAUUCCUCCAAUUCUGUGUUCAGUGAAUGUUUAUCCAGUUGUCAUUCCAGUACCUGCUUUUGUAGUCCCUUGGAGGCCACCAUCUCAGAUAGUUGCCCCAAAUCUACAGAUGUGAAUCCCAAGUACCAGUGUGAUCUGGUGUCUAAAAAUGGGAACGAUGUGUAUCGUUAUCCUAGCCCUCUGCAUGCCGUGGCUGUGCAGAGCCCCAUGUUUCUCCUCUGUCUGACGGGCCACCCCCUGAGGGAAGAGGAGAGGCUUGGGAGCCAUGCCAGUGACAUCUGCGUUGGACCCGAACUAGAUGAUGUCACCAAAACAGACAGCCCCUUACCGUCUCCUAGCCGCCUGUGGUCUGCUCCCCACCCUCUGUGCACUAAGAAAAUGGACGGCUACAUCCUGAGCCUGGUUCAGAAGAAAACACACCCUGUAAGAACCAACAAGCUGAGAACCAGUGUGACUGCAGACCCCACCAAAGGGCUUCUGAGAAACGCCAGCGUGUGCGUCAGGGCUGCGGGGGGUGUCCCCCAAGGCAAUGGGGUGAACCUCAAGAAUUCCAAGCCAGUGUCUUUGCCCUCUGGGGGCACGCCGGCUUCGGACAACGGAGCAUCCUCCCCGUUGAAGCAGUGGUCCAAAGACCCCAAAGCCGAGCACCUGGAAAGCCGCAGGCUGUCCCCGCCCGAGGGCUGCUCUGCGAUAGCUGUCCCCGAACCCACAAGAGCUAAGGUAGCCUCUCAGGAACAUGCGUGGUGUCCUGCUGCUGGGCCCACGGAGGCCCUUAAGGAAGGCAGUCAGCUCUCGGCUGGUCUUCCCAAAGACAGCCCUAGCAGAGGCCCUGGUGCCAGCCCCGGGCCCGAUGGCAAAGUUCUGCAGCCCCCGAAGAAGAUGGUGACAGUGAAAAGCAGCCCGCAGGCCUCGGCCCCGGUGCCUUCUCUGCCGCCACCUGCAGCCUUCGUUGUGGAGGACCAGCUGGGCCUGGACUUUAAAAGUGAGGGCUCCUCCUUGCAGAACCCGGAGGAGGUCCGUCUGGUGAAAGCUCGCUUCAUCCCCGGGCAGGGGCCGCCCGGGGCCGAGAGCCGGCCGACCCGCGGGCACCGCCAUGCCGGAAGCGUGGCCAGAAGCUCGGUGCCACGGUCCCGAGGCCAGGUCCCGCCACUGCCUCCACCGCCAGCAUCCGGGCUGGAGAAUGGCGGCCUGCCCACCGUCAGGGAGAAGAGUGCCCGCUCAGCAAGCCGCAAGUGCCGCUUCCCCGACGACCUGGAUACAAAUAAGAGACCAAAGAAGGCGUCGUGCCGAGGCCGGCGGGGCGCCGUCGGGCUGGGUGAUGCAGCGCUGCCGGGCAGGCCUCAGGGCGGCCACCGAGCGGGCCUCAAGGCCCACGGCUGCCACGGCCAUGGACGGGAGACCAUCGUGGCCAAACCUAAGCACAAGAGAACCGACUACCGCCGGUGGAAGUCGUCCGCCGAGGUGUCGUACGAGGAGGUGUUGCGCCGGGCCCGGCGGGGCCGCCGCCAGCACACGGGCGCGUUCCCGGUGCCCGUGCCACCGCCCUUUGCCAGCCCCUAUGCCUUCGCGGCGGCCACGGCCGUGGCGACCAGCGACUCUGAGUACUCGGCCGAGUGCGAGUCGCUCUUCCACUCCACCGUGGUGGACACCAGCGAGGACGAGCGCAGCAACUACACCACCAACUGCUUCGGUGACAGCGAAUCUAGCGUGAGCGAUGGCGAGUUCGUGGGCGAGAGCACCUCCACCAGCGACUCGGAGGAGAGUGGCGGCCUUAUCUGGUCCCAGUUCGUCCAGACGCUGCCCGUGCCGGCCGCAGCAGCCCAGGACCUUCGCCGCAACCCCGCCAAGGCCUUCGUCAAAAUUAAGGCCUCCCACAACCUCAAGAAGAAGAUCCUCCGCUUCCGGUCGGGCUCCUUGAAACUGAUGACUACGGUCUGAGACCCACUGUCGAGGUCAGGGG